AAACCAUGAUAUCCCAGCCUAGGACACCCGCUUUGAGGCUUCCCAAACCGUCAUUGCUGCCAACACAGAAGAUCCGUGCCAGCAGGCGCUCACAGUCUGUGCAAGUCCGCUGCGCAGUAAUGCCCACUCCACCUCCAUGGAUGGGCAAUGCUGCAUUGGCUGUAGUAGCUGCAACCAUCUCAUAUGCCUGUUAUAAGCUCGUCCGCCUAGCGUUUGCAGAUGCGGACCUUUACCUGCUAAGCUUAGGGAAACACCGAGCAAACGCAUAUAGGGACAAAGUUAUAUGGAUUACUGGUGCAAGCCAAGGCCUAGGCGCAGUACUUGCAAAGUACUUUGCCGGCUUCGGUGCCCGCAUCAUCCUCAGCUCGCGGGACGCAGCAAAGCUGGAAGGCGUCAAGGCAUCGCUUGGGCUCCCGGACGAGCGAGUCCUGGUGCUGCCGUUCGACCUCUGCAGCGAUUACUCGGAGCUGGAGAAAGCAGCAGCAGCAGCGGACCAGGCGUUCAAUGGGGCGGGAAUCGACUACCUCGUCCACAAUGCAGGCGCCAGCCAGCACGCGCUCGCCUCCGAAACCAGUGCCCAGGUUACCGACCAGCUGAUGCAGCUCAACGCGCUGGGGCCCAUCAAGCUAACCCGCGCCGUACUACCGUAUAUGCUGCAACGUAACCGCGGGCGGUUGGUGGUGGUUGGCUCCAUGAGCUCCAAACUGCCCAGCCCCGGUCAGGCGGUGUACGCGGCGGCUAAGAUGGCGCUGUACGGCUACUUCUCCUCCCUGGCCACCGAGCUAGCGGACACCGGUGUGGGUGUCACCCUCUGCUGCCCCGGCCCGCUGGCCACUGGUUCAGAGGAGGCCCCCCGAGUGGUGUUCGGACCCACGGGUCGCAUCGUGCAGAACGCCACCGGCGCCGCCAACCGCCUGGAGCCGGGGCGAGCCGCGCAGCUGAUCGCCGCUGCGGCGGCUCACGGACUGGACGAGGUGUGGAUCGCGCGGCACCCGGUGCUGGCGGUUGGCUACAUCUUCCAGCUGCUGCCCCGACUGGGUUGGCGGCUGCUCAAGAAGGUAGGCCCCAAGCGGGCUCGGGCGGUGCAGGCGGGCAGGAGCGGCUACGACGUGGGAAAACUGAUGCGGGCGACGUGAGUGAGGGCACGUGAGGGGCCGCGACGGCUCGAGCGACGGCACGCGGUCGCUUGGUGGCAGAGCUUGACGAGACCGCAUGGCCCUUGGGGUUGGCGGCAGGGUUUGCUAGGCCCGUGGGAGCUAGCAACUUAACCUUACGGAGAGCUAGCGCGAUGCGGGGGCCAGGAGGCACUCCGGUGCGGGGCCCGUGCGGAGUGAUGCUAGCAAGGGGCGCGUGUGGAAGGGGCGUCCGAGCGCACGGGAGCGCCUGCGGGGGAGGGGGGGCAAGGAGGGGCUUGCAGUGCAUGCGGACCGGCAGUAGCGGUGCGUUAUCUGAGGCCCCCCUGGCCGGUUCAUGUCAGCCUUACAGUGUUGCAGGUUCAUGCACUCAUGCGUACCGGUAUACGCCGCAAGGCGUGUGUUGAGGAGGGGAGAGGUGCACACCGCAGCAGGUGUGUAUAUGCGCAGGCAGGGUGUACGGGGUUACGUACACGGUUGUGAGAGAGGUGUUGGAGUUGGCUGCGGGUACCUUCAUACCCACGAACAGCGGUUCCUCGUCGGUCCAGCUGUCCUGCCGGUGUUUAUUAUUGUUGGGCUGUGCGACAAAGCGCUUUAGCCGGGAGCGCUGUUGCCUCGCCAACCACUGCACCGUGGCCGUACACUCCUCAGUAACUCACGAAGCAUUG
Messenger RNA from Astrephomene gubernaculifera, 1801 nucleotides. The record is from the annotation of a GenBank genome assembly. Lineage: Eukaryota; Viridiplantae; Chlorophyta; Chlorophyceae; Chlamydomonadales; Astrephomenaceae.